UAAUAAUUAAAUUUAAAUAGAUAAUAUUAUUCUCAUCUCAGUGCAAGUAGAACACACCUAUGUGAGGUUGUCAACUUGUUGCCGUUGUUUACACGGUUAAAUGGCAUUAUGGGAAUUCUUACUUAUCCAUGUGAGCAUUUUGAAGGUUAACACAAACAUGAAAUUUUGUUCAACAUUUUGGUGUUUUUAACUGGAAUAUUAGUAAUUUUAGAUAAACUGAAUUGUUGAUCCAGGACUUUGAAGUGUUAUCACAUGAGACGUUUUCCUUGAAAAAUAACUUGUUGCUACGUAUAGUGACAUUUUUGUGCUUAACAGUUUUGAAUAAAAUAGUGAACUGAAAUGUCAGCUGUAGAAGACACCACAGCGUUUCCCUUAAAAAAUCGAUUAUUUCUACGUAUUAUUAACCAUUUUGAACGACGUUGUACAUUGAGCUACCCCUUUGACUGUGAGACAUCUCAUAUUGAAAAUUAUUACUGUAAUUACUGCAAUUUUGAAACAGGACUGAUACUUCUUUUCAAACAGCAUUUAGAAGAGUAUCAUAGCGAUAAAAGGAACCACAUUGAUGUGGUAAUUGGACAACAUGCCAUCAAAACAUACAUUUGCAAAAAGUGUAAGUUUGAAUCAAAUUUUUUGAUGAAAUGGCGUCAACAUACUACACAAUGUAUAGGAAAGACAAAAAAAACUCGAAUUUACAAAUGUGAUGAGUGUGACUGCAUGUACAAAUCCAAAAGUUCCUUAGAAAAUCAUAAAAUUAUAAAACACCUUAAUGAUGACGAAGUACAAUGGUACUACUGCGCCAACUGCUCAUACAAAGCUAAAUACAAAAAGCUAUUUAAAAAACACAUAAAGUCGCUCCAUCAAAACGAAAGAGAUAUCAAAUGGAAUGAAUGCAAGAUAUGUACAUACAAAACUAAACAUGCAUCAAAUUUAAAACAACACAUCAGCUGCCAUUUGAAUAAAAAAAAAUUAGAAUGUAAAUGGUAUAACUGCGAAAAGUGCCCAUUCAAGAGUAAAUAUCAGAAUUCUUUAAAAAAUCACAUCGUUUCACAGCAUUUGGAUGAAAAGAAUAUUAAGUGGCAUAAAUGUGAAGAGUGUCCAUAUAAAGCUAAAUUCAAAUCAUAUUUAAAUUUUCACUUGAAAAUGCAUCAUUUAAAUGAGCAGGAUAUUAAAUGGUAUGGAUGUAAAACAUGUUCAUAUAAAACUAAAAUAAAAUAUAACGUAAAAGUUCACACGAAAAGGCAUCAUUUAGAUUUAGAUGAACAAGAUGUUACAUGGUAUAAAUGUAAAGAAUGUCCAUAUCAAGCUAAAUACAAAUCAUCUUUAAAAAUUCACAUGGAAAGACAUUAUGUAGAAGAACAAGAUGUUAAAUGGAAUGAAUGUGAAAAGUGUCCAUUCAAAGCUAAAUACCCGAUUUCUUUAAAAUUGCACAUGAAUUUGCAGCAUGUUGACGAAACAAAUGUUGAACGGUAUAAAUGUGAAAAGUGCCCUUUCAAAACUCACUACAAACCAUGCUUAACCAUUCACACAAAGCGAGCCCAUUUAAAUAACAAAAUUCAAAAUAUUCAAACAACUUUUAGCAAUAACUCUUUAAGAGGUCAUAUACAUAAAAACAUUAUUAGAUGUGAAAAGUGCCCAUUCGAAACUAGACGUCCAAAUUCUUUACAGUUGCACAUAAUUUUGCAGCAUAGUGAUGAAUGAUAUGAAUGUUUCAUCCGUCACAGAAAUGAACCCCAUUUAGAUAAACGAGACAUUAAGCGUCGUUAAUGUCAUAAAUAUACAUACGAAUUCAAACUCAUUCGUCAAAACUCAUUAAAAGAAUACACUUUAUUGGGAAGGACAGGAUAUUAAAAGGUGUGAAUGCAAAUAAUUCAAAUAAAGGCAACGAAUUUGAGCUAAUGCAAAAUAUCUCCACACGAAAGUCAAAGUAAUUUUAGUUUCAAAGACUUCGUCAGCAGACUGGAUUAGGAUAACAGGGGAAUUUAGAAGUGUUAUUUUAUAAACAGUAAUUUGACAUCUGAUACACAAAAUUUGAUUUUGAUAUUCCACAUUUUAUUGUAAUUUUUUUAAUUUACUACCGUUAAAACUUUUAAUAUUAUUAAAAUGACGAAUCUUAUAAAUAUGAUAUACGAAAAUCGCCGAACAGAUGCUGUGAUUUCGUUUAAAUUAGAUUAGCUGUUUGUUGAUAACGCUCCUUUGUUAAAGCACCCAUUUGGUGUAACUUCCUAUUUAUAGAUGGAUUUUGUAUUUUAUUGUUAUUAAUCUAUUACCUGUACUAUAUAUUUUUUUUGUUAAUAAAAGGAAAAAAUUGCCCAAA
This is a messenger RNA of Zophobas morio, 2314 nucleotides long. RefSeq names its product zinc finger protein 699-like. NCBI's taxonomy places the organism in Eukaryota, Metazoa, Arthropoda, Insecta, Coleoptera, Tenebrionidae. The transcript is spliced from 4 exons. Gene Ontology annotation, molecular function: RNA polymerase II transcription regulatory region sequence-specific DNA binding; DNA-binding transcription factor activity, RNA polymerase II-specific. Gene Ontology annotation, biological process: regulation of transcription by RNA polymerase II. Bases 340 to 1698 code for a protein of 452 amino acids. The record is from RefSeq and is a predicted model, not a curated record.